Vitis riparia (riverbank grape) is the source of this 2997-nucleotide messenger RNA. RefSeq names its product probable receptor-like protein kinase At5g24010. The coding region runs from base 67 to 2592 and encodes 841 amino acids. Gene Ontology annotation, biological process: protein autophosphorylation. NCBI's taxonomy places the organism in Eukaryota, Viridiplantae, Streptophyta, Magnoliopsida, Vitales, Vitaceae. Gene Ontology annotation, molecular function: transmembrane receptor protein tyrosine kinase activity; ATP binding. The record is from RefSeq and is a predicted model, not a curated record. The transcript has a single exon. Gene Ontology annotation, cellular component: plasmodesma; plasma membrane.
CACUUUACUUUCAUCCUCAGAUGCUGAUAAACUUUGCUAUCCCGCUGUGAACAGCUGCAAUUCUCAAUGGUUUCCAUGGAGAAGCUUCACCGCCAAGACGUUCUUUUCACUCUCCUCCUCCUCAUCUACUCCUCAUCUAAUCUGCUCCUCGCUUCAGGCUACACUCUUCCAAAUAAGUACUUCAUCAACUGUGGUUCCAGCUCUAACGCCACAGUGGACCGCCGGAACUUUGUCGGAGAUGUGAACUCCAGCUCAUCCUAUUUCUCCGUGAGACCAAGCGAUGAUUUGAAGGAUGGCAACCCAGAAACCGGUACAUCUUCUCUCUACCGAACAGCUAGAAUUUUCAGAAAAGAAUCUUCGUAUGAGUUCCGAAUCACUGAAAAUGGCACCUACCUGGUACGUUUUCAUUUCUACCCUUUCUUGACGCCAACAAAUCUUACUGCUGCUCUCUUCAAUGUUCGGGUCACUGGGUAUUCAUUGCUGUCCAAUUUCAGAGUCCAGAACAGAAGUAACUCUCCUGUAAUUAAGGAAUUUGCAAUUCCCAUAGAGGUGGGAAACUUCACCAUCUACUUCACCCCUGAAAAAUCAUCUUUGGCAUUUGUAAACGCGGUAGAAGCGUUUCUUGCCCCUGAAAAGUUCGUUUCAAAUGAAUCGAGUCACAUUACUCCUGCGGGAAGUGACGGUAAUUACAGAGGUCUGGAAUCUCAGGCUUUACAAAUAAUCCAUAGGAUAAACGUUGGAGGCCCGAAAAUCCCACCAAAUAAUGAUACACUGUGGAGAAGUUGGACACCCGACGAUGAUUAUCUACUUCUCCCAGGUUCUGCCAAAAAUAGUGAGGCCUUCAAUAAUACGCCCAAGUACGAUCCUUCGGAAGCUACUAACUAUUCCGCCCCGGUUGAUGUCUACAAGACUGCCAAAGAACUUGAUAGAAGUUAUAGCAGCUCAUCAAGUUUCUUCAAUGUAACCUGGGCUUUUAGGGUGAAUAAGAAUUCUACCUACUUCGUGAGGGUGCAUUUCUGUGACAUAAUUAGCCAAGAUGAAGACGGUAUUGUGUUCAAUUUCUCCAUUUAUAGUCGGUUCAUUGAACUUGUAUAUUCAUAUGGCCCCACCACCAAUAUCGGAACUCCAUUUUACAAGGAUUAUGUGGUUGAUUCCGAUGAUUCAAGUCUUAUGAAUAUCAGUAUAGGCCCUCGAUCUGAGUCACCAAACAAGACAGCCUUUCUGAAUGGGCUCGAGAUUAUGGAGCUUAUAACCAAGGAAUCUGGUUCAUUGCCUGCGCCAAGCAAGCCAAAGAAAACCGUUGUCUUUGUCAUGGCAGGUUGUGUUGUUGGAGUGGCUUUUCUCCUUAUCCUGCUGGGGGUGAUCUUGAAAUGCAGGAAAGCAAACUCUGUUGAAAGUGGAGAGUGGUCUAUGCUUCUUUAUGGAGGGAGAUACUUCAGUUGGAUAACUGGAACUGGAAGAGCUGUCGAAACCUCCUCUGUUUCCAGCUUAAACCUGGGGUUAAAAAUACCCUUUUCUGAAAUCCUGCAUGCAACUCAUCGCUUUGACAAAAAAUCAAUGAUUGGUAAGGGUGGGUUCGGGAAAGUUUAUAGAGGAACACUUCGGGAUGGGAAGAAAGUGGCUGUCAAACGAAGUCAACCAGGGCGAGGCCAGGGCUUGUACGAAUUUCAAACUGAAAUCAUAGUCUUAAACAAAAUUCGCCACCGCCACCUUGUUUCCUUGAUUGGAUAUUGUGAUGAGAUGCAUGAGAUGAUACUGGUUUAUGAAUUCAUGGAAAACGGGACUCUAAGAGACCGUCUAUACAAUUGGAAUAAGGAUUGCACCGUAUCAACUCCCCGUUCACAACUGUCUUGGGAGCAAAGGCUUGAGAUUUGCAUUGGUUCGGCAUGGGGUCUUGAUUAUCUUCACAGUGAUUCCGGGAUCAUUCACCGUGAUGUUAAGUCUACAAAUAUCUUGCUUGAUGAGAAUUAUGUGGCUAAAGUUGCUGAUUUCGGUCUUUCAAAAUCCAGCGGUACAGAUCAAACUCAUGUCAGUACGGAUGUGAAAGGCAGUCCUGGUUACCUUGAUCCUGAAUAUUUCAGAUGCAUGCAGUUAACAGAUAAAUCGGAUGUAUACUCCUUCGGAGUAGUUCUCCUGGAAGUGCUUUGCGCUAGGCCAGCUAUUAAAAGCUCAGUUCCCAGUGAGGAAACGAAUUUGGCUGAAUGGGCGAUGUCAUGGCAAAAGAAAGGAGAGCUUGAAAAAAUUGUGGAUCCUUUUCUCGUGGGUAAAAUCAAUCCUAACUCAUUGCGUAAGUUUGGUGAAACGGCAGAGAAGUGUUUGAAAGACUCUGGUGCCGAAAGGCCUACCAUGCGCGAUGUCUUAUGGGACUUGAAAUAUGCACUUGAUCUGCAACAAGCUACAACGCUGGAAGAAGGAUAUGCGGACAGCACAACAGAUGCUUUUUCGGAGAUGCCACUGCUUGGUGUUCAGUCCUUGCCUUCUUCUAGCUUUCCUCUAAUGGAGAAAGAUGAUGUAGCCAGGGAAAAUGAUGAUGGUUCAGACCCAACUCCUAGUGACGUGUUUUCCCAAUUGAGGAUUAUUGGUGCCAGAUAAUGUCAACUGGUGCGAGGUCUGGUUGUGUGCCUUCACCUUCCUGAUCGAGUGCUUUUGUUGCUUUUGAAAUAUGUGGGACUUGAAAUAUAUAUGUACUUGAUCUGCAGCGUGCUACAAUGCCGAGAGAAGGAUAUGCGGACAGCAUAACAGAUGCUUCUUUCGAGUACUUGCCACUGUUUGGUGUUCUGUACUUGGCUUCUCCCAGUCCUAGCUUUCUUCUAAUUGAGGAAGAGGAAGCCUCCAUAGAAGGUGAUAAUGGUUCAGAACCAACUGCUAAGUGAAGUAUCCUCCCAAUUGAGGAUUGGUGGUGCCAGAUAAUCUUAUUAACUCGUCUGAUAUAUACUUGUGUGGCUUCACUUCUUUGGCUUCUAUCUAAUACUAAAUUUAUGGUCCUGAUUCAUUGUU